Molecule: messenger RNA, 1841 nt
Organism: Closterium sp. NIES-67
Lineage: Eukaryota; Viridiplantae; Streptophyta; Zygnematophyceae; Desmidiales; Closteriaceae
Source: the annotation of a GenBank genome assembly
UCCCCGUGGCCAUGACCCACACCCCCUGCAAUGCGGGGGAGGGCGGCCCCGGUGCUCUCCGACGGUCAGGCAGAGCCGGUGGCCGCCCUUCCCCCUACUCAUCGUCUUCCAUCCCCCCACCCAACAGUAUCGCCCCGCCAGCCCGCGUCGAGGCGGUGAUGGCUGGGGCCGCUGCAGCGGCCAGGGUGGCUGCCGGGGAAGCAGAUGAAGGAGUCCCUGCUGAGGCGGCGGGGGCAGGGACAACGGCAGAGGCAGCAGCAGCAGCAGCGGCAGCAGCAGCAACAGGAGCACGUGCAGGGGCGGCUGCUGCAGCGGAAGCGGCCGCAGGGAAGGUAGCAGCAGGAUCAGCAGGGCGUGCCGCGGGGGAGACAACCGCCGGGGUAGCUGCGGGGAUGGCAGCAACAGGAAGGGCAGCUGGGGUGGCAGCAGGGAAGGCAGCAACAGCAGCAACACGGGCAGCGGCAAGAGGUGCUGCACGGGAGAGGGCAGCGGGAGCCGCUGCAGGAAGGGCAGCAGCUGCGGCAGCUCCAGCAGGAGGUGUGCCGAGUGUGCCCCAGGAGGCGGCCGCCGAGGAUGGCUCGGACAAUGAUGGCCCGCUCGCCGGAUAUAUCUUGGUCGACUCAACCCUUCCUUGCUCUCCCUCAGCAGCCCUCGCGCCGGCGCCAGGAGCACAAACAACAGCCGGGCAGUAUCCGGAUGCCGACGGGCCCCACUUCUUGUUCACGGCGGUGCCGACGCUGUUCUUAGCGCCAGCUACUCCACCAGAGCGGGGCCACACAGCUUCCAUCGCGGCUCGCGUCGCGCGCUUCUUCCGAGGGGGUGACGUCCAGCUCUGGUCGUACGCCGACGACACCUACCUCGUGGGCCCUCCGGACAGGGUGCUGCACCACUUCACGGGGGUCGUGAGGCGCUUGGGCGGGUUGGGCCUUGCUGUCCAGCCGCACAAGUGCCUUGUCCAUCACACGUCGGUGAUCCUGCCUCGCGACGUGCAGGCUUUCACCGAUCUGGGCAUCGAGGUCGCACGCCGGGGGCUCACCGUGACGGGCGUCCCGGGUCCAGGUGCGGGAGCUUGGCUUACGGCGGUACCCUACGCGGACUCCCUGCGCAUUCCGGAGGCGCAGUGGCAGGUGGCUUCAUGCUUUCGUCUCGGUCUCCCCAUUCCCCAGUUAGUCCUGGCAGGGGACCAGACAGAGCAGCAGCCCGCGCAGCAGCAGCAGACGCCAGCCGCUCGCACAGGCCGCAUAGGGGCACCCGCCCGCAUUCCCGACCUCACCUGCAGGGCGCCGCGAGAUGCUUUGAUGGUGAUUGUAGACGUCUCGGUGGCAGACCCACAGCGGGAGGGGAAUGCGCAGUUCAGGCGGAUGGCACCCACUCAGAUUGGCGGCGCAGCAGCUAGGCGGGUGCAGGACAAGCUGCGACACUGGAGGCCGGUGUUACAGGGGUUGCAGCCGGAUCCAGAGUUUUACGCCUGCGUAGUGGAGACUUUUGGGUGCCUGAGUGAGCCACUGCGGCAGUUCCUAGGGCUGUGUGCAUCGCGGACAGCACGGCGGAGGAGAGAUUCAGGGGCAGGGGAUGACGGGUCGGCACGGAUAUUUGAGACGAGCCUCACUACGCGUCUCUCCGUGGCACUGCAGCGCGCGCAGGCAAAUGUGAUCAUGCAGCAUGCAGUGCGGCAGCUGGGCGGCUCCGACAAUGGAUGGAUGCCAGCGCCUGUACCUUUGGGCGCUGGGCAGGGGAGUUGGCACCACAUCACAGGGUGCUUCGAGAGUGCAGCAGAUAUGCAGUACAUGUAUGAUGCAUAUGUGUAGAAAAACAUAUAUAGGCCGUGCUUGAGACGCUGU